UUUUUCAUGAAAGGUGGGAAAUUUUCAAGAAGCUAAGUGGUGAUAUGGCGGGAAACUAAACCCAUUAGCGACAACACAAAUACAAAUAAAACCCUAAUUCCAAUCCCAAUUCAAACCCUAAUUCCAAUUAUCCCAAUUAGAAAUCGAAGAAAAGAAAAUUGACAAUGGCUGAAACGGAGGAGCUUCCCAAAACUAUCGUACGUCGUGUGGUGAAGGAGAAGCUUUCCACUUGCUCCGACGACGGCGACAUUGCCGUUCACAAAGACGCUCUUCUUGCAUUCUCCGAAAGUGCCAGAAUCUUCAUCCACUACCUUUCAGCUACGGCUAAUGAUAUAUGUAGGGAGUCAAAGAGGCAGAUUAUCAAUGCUGAAGAUGUGUUCAAAGCUCUUGAAGAAACCGAGUUUGCUGAGUUUGUUGGCCCUCUAAAAGAUUCUCUUGAAGAGUUUAGGAAGAAGAAUGCUGGGAAGAAAGCGGCGGUGCCAAAAGGAAAGGGAGAUGAAAAGGGAAAGGGAGAUGAGGAAAAAAGGAAAAGAAAGGCAGAAGGUGAGCCAUCUGAUAAAGGCGAUGGUGUUGAUGAUGACCAAUGAAAUGAAAGGGGUGAGGGCAAUUGCAUUAGUCAUGAGUCACAACUGAGCCGAGACAUAAAACUUUAGGUUAUUUGGAUAUUAUACAUGAUUCCUUAUCACUUGGAUGCCCGCGUACUUGUUAACUAUGUAUUGAUGUCACAAAUAUAGCUUUCAGCCAAGUUUUGUAUGUAAAACGCUAGCCUCCACUAACCCUGAUGGAAGGAAGCUUUUAGGAAAGAAUAUUAAGGGUUGAACAUGAGCAGUUCUUUGUGAAUUGGGUAUGAAUGUCUGGUUUGUGAAUUCGGUUAUGAAUGUCUCAAUGCUGCAACAAAUUUAAACUACUUGAGUGGUUAAGAUUAGUUCAUUGAUAGUCCAAUUCACUACAGUCAAAUGAUGUUAAGAUAUUUUGUUAUA
Molecule: messenger RNA, 980 nt
Organism: Medicago truncatula (barrel medic)
Lineage: Eukaryota; Viridiplantae; Streptophyta; Magnoliopsida; Fabales; Fabaceae
Product: DNA polymerase epsilon subunit 3
Exons: 3
Coding region: 165-587 (140 amino acids)
Biological process (GO): heterochromatin formation; leading strand elongation; DNA damage response
Cellular component (GO): CHRAC; epsilon DNA polymerase complex
Molecular function (GO): protein heterodimerization activity; chromatin DNA binding
Source: RefSeq, a predicted model, not a curated record